CUCCUCUCAGUUCCAUCCGGGGCACUGGGCAAGCAACAAGAUGGCGGAGGGACGCAGAUACUCGCGGAAAGUUUCCAUCGUCAUUGAGCAAGGUCAAGUGUUCUCUGAAAGGAGGGCGUCUCGUGGGGGCGACCGCAGACGGAGUUCCGUCGCAUCCGUCCAGUACAGAAAAUCGGAUGGGGGCAUUGAAAAUGUCGCGUUUGAAAACGAUUCCCGCAGAGAAUCGCUUCGACCAACUUAUAUUGGACAUAGUGCUGACGUGAGGCGAAAAUCGGUUCAUUAUUUGAAGCGAGAGUUGGAAAUUGAUUAUCACAUUGCAGACUGGGAAGUUUUAUGCUCGAGGUUUAAUACAGACUUGAAUAAGGGUAUCAUGACUAAAGAAGUAGUCCUUAAUCGAGAAAAAUUUGGGACGAAUCAACUAACUCCGCCGAAAAAGGUUCCGCUAUGGUUAAAAUUUCUGAAAACUUUGAUCGGUGGAUUUCAACUGCUUCUUUGGGUGGCAGCAAUUCUAAGUUUUAUCGCGUAUGGAGUUCAGUACUCGGAAACGGGGGCGGAUACCCCGUCGGAUAAUCUCUACUUGGGAAUCACUGUAGCCGCGGUGGUCAUUUUGCUCGGAAUGUUCACAUUUUAUCAGGAGUACUCAAGUGGGAAGGUGAUGGACUCAUUCGCCAAGUUGGUGCCCACGAUGGCGACGGUAACGAGGGAUGGGAAGAUGCAACACGUCCCUGCAAAUGACCUCGUUGUUGGGGACGUGGUCGACAUAAAAUUUGGCGACAGCAUUCCCGCAGAUAUCAGAAUUAUCGAGUGUCAAGGACUUAAAGUCGACAAUUCGUCGCUUACGGGGGAAUCUGAGCCGCAGUCGAGGUCGCCCCUUUGUUCGGAUGAUAACCCAAUGGAGACUAAAAAUCUUGCAUUUUUUUCGACUAAUGCUUUGGAAGGAACCGGACGCGGGUUGGUCGUCGCUGUCGGGGACAAAACAUGCAUUGGCAGAAUCGCCGACUUGGCUUCCGGCAUGGACGUUAUUGACACUCCCAUCGCACGAGAGGUGGAAUACUUUGUAAAAAUUAUUUCCAUCGCUGCCGGCGUCCUCGGAGUGACCUUCUUCAUCGUUUCACUAUGCAUGGGGUACGGACUCCUCGACUCGGGAAUUUUUUUGGUAGCCAUUAUCGUCGCAAAUGUGCCGGAAGGAUUGUUGGUCACUUUCACCGUAAUUUUGGCCCUGACCGCGAAACGUAUGGCGGAAAAAAACUGUGUUGUCCGCCAACUUCACGCCGUGGAAACUUUGGGAUCCUGUUCCGUCAUCUGUUCUGACAAGACUGGAACUUUGACGCAGAAUAAGAUGACGGUGUCACAUCUUUGGUAUGGGGACAAAAUUGUGGACGCCGGUCUAAGCGAUGACGGCCUCCCGCCAGAUUUUUCAAGUGACCCCGGUUUCGCCGAGUUGUCGAGAGUAGCGGCGCUAUGCAGCAGGGCGAAGUUCCUGUCAGGACAGGAAAAUGUGCCAGUUAUGAAAAGAAAUGUAAACGGGGAUGCGUCAGAGUCGGCAAUUUUACGAUUUUCUGAGCUGACAUUGAAGAAUGUGGAAGCCUAUCAGAGACAGAGGCAGAAGAUUUUUGAAAUUCCAUUCAAUUCGAGUAACAAGUGGCAAGUAUCGAUUCACGAGAUAGAAGGAGGAAAGUUAAUGGUGGAGAUGAAAGGUGCCCCAGAACGAGUGUUAAAUUUCUGUACAAAAAUCCGCAUCGGGAACCAAAUACAUGAUCUGAACAAUAACUGGAUGCACAAAUUUAACGAUGCCUAUAACGGCCUUGGCGGUUUGGGGGAGCGCGUGAUCGGAUUUUGCGAGGCCCCCAUCGAUGCGGCAGAUUACCCGGGUGGAUUCUCGGAGAACGAGAUCACUUCACUUGUUGAGCAGCGUGGCAUGAUUUUCACUGGAUUAAUCUCCAUGAUUGACCCACCUCGUCCAGGCGUCCCAAACGCUGUAGAGAAUUGCAGAAUGGCUGGAAUCAAGGUUGUCAUGGUGACGGGGGAUCACCCCAUUACAGCCACCGCUAUAGCGCGAAAGGUGGGCAUCAUUUCGGCGGGAAGUAUGACCAGGGAAGAGAAAGCGGCAAGUAUGAAUGUUGGCGUAGAAAGCAUUGAUGCUGAGAGUUGUAAAGCCGUCGUGGUUCCUGGACACGAACUUUUGGAGAUGUCGACCGAAGAGUUGGAUGAAGUUUUAAGGAUGCAUCCCGAAAUUGUUUUCGCACGUGUGUCACCCCAGCAGAAAUUGAUUAUCGUCGAAGGCUUCCAGAGACUUGGAUAUGUGGUGGCCGUAACAGGAGACGGUGUGAAUGACUCUCCCGCUUUAAGAAAGGCUGAUAUCGGCGUCGCCAUGGGCAUUUCUGGUUCCGACGUGUCCAAACAGGCAGCUGACAUGAUACUUCUUGAUGAUAACUUUUCAUCGAUCGUGACCGGUUGUGAAGAGGGCCGAUUGAUUUUCGACAAUUUAAAGAAGUGUAUCGCAUACCUCUUGUGCGCAAAUAUUUCGACUCUAUCACCUUUCCUGCUCUACAUCGUCCUCCAAAUUCCCGACCCGCUCGGAACAAUUCAAAUGUUGGCAAUUGUCCUGGGAACGGACGUGCUUCCAACGAUCUCUUUAUCGUACGAACCACCAGAAGGCGACAUCAUGAAGAGGCCUCCUCGAAACCCUAAAACCGCCAAAAUGGUGACAGAGCAGUUGAUCCUGUACACCUACUUUGUCAUCGGAAUGGUGGAGAGUGUGGCGGGAAUGUUUGCAUAUUUAGUAGUCUACGCGCAUAACGGAUUUUUGCCGGACAUGUUGAUGGGUCUGAGUCCAAAAUGGGAUGACGACAAAGUGACGGACUUGCGCGAUUCGUACGGCCAAGAAUGGACCUUCAGUCAGAGGAAGGAACUUGAAAAGACUGGGUAUGUGGCCUAUUUUUGUGGACUGCUUGUCUGCCAAUGGGGAAAUCUCUUGGUGUCCAAGUGCAGAACAAGUCCAUUGUACACAAGAUUAUUUAAUAAUUACAUCGUUUACGUGGCAAUCAUUGGGGAAACUGUGGUCGGGGCUUUUCUUCAAUAUACGCCAGGAUUUAAUUACUGCAUUUCGUUCAGGCCUUUGAAAUUCGCCUGGUGGCUCCCAGGAUUACCGUUCACCGUGUUUAUCAUGGUUUUUGAUGAAUUCCGUAGAUUUAUUUUAAGAAGAUAUCCUCAAUUCACUUGGUGGAAUAAAGAAUUUCUAUAUUAAAAAGUUUUAAUAGAUGCAUGUGUGCUGAAAAUGAGCAGAAAAAGUGGGAAGAGUUGUUGAACCGAAUUAGUUUUACGAGACGAAAUAAACCUAAUUUUGAAAACUAUUGUCCAAAUA
Folsomia candida is the source of this 3364-nucleotide messenger RNA. Its product is annotated as sodium/potassium-transporting ATPase subunit alpha-B. Gene Ontology annotation, molecular function: ATP hydrolysis activity; ATP binding; P-type sodium:potassium-exchanging transporter activity. Bases 41 to 3247 code for a protein of 1068 amino acids. The record is from RefSeq and is a predicted model, not a curated record. Gene Ontology annotation, cellular component: membrane. NCBI's taxonomy places the organism in Eukaryota, Metazoa, Arthropoda, Collembola, Entomobryomorpha, Isotomidae. The transcript is spliced from 14 exons. Gene Ontology annotation, biological process: proton transmembrane transport; intracellular sodium ion homeostasis; potassium ion import across plasma membrane.